AUGGCAAAUGCAAUAGAUCAGUCAAGGAUCUCUAUCCGCCCAUUCAAAGAAGAUGGCAUCGAAGAUGUGUUGUUGUGGUUAGGCGAUGAUAGAGUCGUUAAAAAUACACGAUUAGAGAUGUGUAAUUCAAGAGAGGAAGCUUUGAAUUUCAUAAAAAAUGAAUGGAUUUACCCAUCAUACCAAUCAAUAUGUCUUGAUGAUCACUCCAUUGGAGUUUUUUGGAUUCUUUCUUAUAAUGAUUGGAAGCAUAGUGCAAAUUUGGGUUAUGCUAUUGGGUUCAACUAUUGGGGUCAAGGUAUAGUCACCAAAGCAUUGAAGAUUCUUUUGUCUAAAAUGUUUCAAAAAUUUCCCGGUUUGGUAAGGUUGGAGGCUUAUACUGUUGUGGAGAAUAAGGCUUCUCAAAGAGUGUUGGAAAAAGUUGGGUUCCAUAGAGAAGGAUUGCUAAGAAAGUAUGUAAAUCACAAAGGGUGUAUUGCGGAUUUAUAUAUUUUUUAGUUUUUUGUCUACUGAUGAAAUUUCUGGUGAUGUUGUUUGAUUUUGUUAUUGGCUGUAAUAUGUAAUAGAAAGAUGUUUCACUUUCUCUCUAAAUUUUCUCAUCUUUAUUGAUUGGAGAUUGGUAGUUUUAAUAAAGUCAUCUUUUUAGUCUAGAAUUACUCAUUUGUAUUGUUUUAUU
Vicia villosa (hairy vetch) is the source of this 673-nucleotide messenger RNA. RefSeq lists its product as uncharacterized. The transcript has a single exon. Bases 1 to 495 code for a protein of 164 amino acids. Gene Ontology annotation, molecular function: acyltransferase activity, transferring groups other than amino-acyl groups. The record is from RefSeq and is a predicted model, not a curated record. Lineage: Eukaryota; Viridiplantae; Streptophyta; Magnoliopsida; Fabales; Fabaceae.